AUGAAAAGCAACUCUUGGAGGGAACUUGAUAUUGAUAUUGAUGAGCCUUUCAAUUCCCCGGAUGAGAUUUACGUGAAUGGAAUGUGUCAUUGGUUGCAUGCAUAUCAAUAUAGUGAAGAUUGGUUGUUGGAGUCAUUUAAUAUCAGCAGUGAGGUUUUCAUUAAAACGCCCUUACCCUUAGAUAUCUUACCCUUAGAUCUGGAUGAAUACUAUGAGAAAUUCUUGCUGGAGUUAAAUGGGUCCAUUGCGGUGAUAUUAAAGCACGCAGACCAAACUUUUCACAUAUCAAUUUUAGGUGAACUCGGUGUGAAGGAAUCGUGGACUAAACUUUUUAUUGUUGGACCCUUCCCUGACAUUGGAUUACCUAUUGGAGUGAGUCAAAAGGGUGAUAUAUUCUUCAGAAAAGAAGCAGGAAAAGUCUUCUUCCGAUUGAAAGAACGGAAUAUUGAUUGUUUUAAUAGCUUGAGCUUAACAGGAUACUCCACCAUCAUCAUUCAUCACUGCCCUGAAGCAAAGGUGGCUCCCUCUGUACCCACCAACAUCCCACCUCACCUGGCUCUCAGGCUCCUCAAGACAGCCUUAAAUGUAGGUGAUUUCAAGCGUGCCCACCAACUGUUUGACAAUAUUCCUCAACCAGACCCAACCACUUGUUCAACUUUGAUUUCAUCUCUCACCACUCAUGGACUUCCCAAUGAGGCCCUCAGGCUCUAUGCUUCGCUGCGGGCACGCGGGAUCAAACCGAACAAACCGGUCAUCUUGGCUGCCACCAAGGCCUGUGCUGCCUCUGGUGAUGCCUUGAGAACCAAGGAAGUUCAUGAUGAUGCCGUUCGAUGUGGGAUGACGUCUGAUGUCUUCUUGAGCAAUGCACUGAUUCAUGCCUAUGGUAAAUGUAAAUGCAUCGAGGGCGCGAGGCGUGUGUUUGAUGAUUUGGUUGGCAGAGAUGUGGUUUCUUGGACCUCGUUGUCGUCAUGCUAUGUUAACUGUGGAUUGCCCCGGCAAGGCCUGGCUAUUUUUCAUGAAAUGGGAUGGAAUGGGGUGAAACCGAAUGCAGUAACAGUAUCUAGCAUCUUGCCUGCGUGCUCAGAAUUGAAAGAUUUGAACUCAGGUAAGGCGAUUCAUGGAUUUGCAGUGAGACAUGGGAUGGUAGAAAAUGUUUUUGUUUGCAGCGCACUCGUGAGCAUGUAUGCAAGAUGUUUAAGUGUAAAAGAAGCUCGAGCGGUGUUUGAUUUGAUGCCUCAUCGAGAUGCUGUGUCUUGGAAUGGAGUUUUAACAGCAUAUUUCACAAACAAAGAAUAUGAGAAGGGUCUUGCUUUGUUUUCCCGGAUGAGCAGAGAAGGAGUCAAAGCAGAUAAAGCUACAUGGAAUGCUGUUAUUGGCGGAUGCAUGGAAAAUGGGCAAACAGAGGAGUCUUUGGAGAUGCUUAGGAAGAUGCAAAAGAUGGGGUUUAAACCUAAUGAGAUAACAAUUAGUAGUAUUUUACCAGCUUGCUCAAUUUUAGAAAGCUUGAGAAUGGGCAAGGAGGUACACUGCUAUGGCUUAAGACAUCGGAUUGGGGACUUAUCAAGCACAACGGCUCUAGUAUAUAUGUAUGCUAAAUGCAGUGACUUGAAUCUUUCAAGGAAUGUCUUUGAUAUGAUGCCCAAAAAGGAUGUUGUUGCUUGGAACACAAUGAUCAUUGCAAAUGCAAUGCAUGGGAAUGGAAAAGAAGCGCUUUUGCUCUUUGAAAACAUGUUAAGGUCAGGGGUCAAGCCCAAUUCUGUUACUUUUACUGGUGUUCUGUCUGGUUGUAGUCACUCAAGGUUAGUAGAUGAAGGACUUCAAAUCUUUAAUUCAAUGGGUAGGGACCAUCUGGUAGAACCUGAUGCUAAUCAUUAUUCAUGUAUGGUUGAUGUCUUUAGCCGUGCUGGUCGCCUUGAUGAAGCAUAUAAAUUUAUACAAAGAAUGCCUCUGGAACCAACUGCUAGUGCCUGGGGGGCACUGCUUGGUGCCUGUAGAGUUUUUAAGAAUGUGGAGCUGGCAAAAAUUGCAGCCAAAAAACUAUUUGACAUUGAGCCUAACAACCCUGGGAACUAUGUUUCGUUAUUCAACAUCCUUGUCAGUGCCAAAUUGUGGAGUGAAGCUUCACAAAUCAGAAUAUUAAUGAAAGAUAGGGGAAUUACAAAAACUCCAGGCUGUAGUUGGCUUCAAGUGGGAAAUAGAGUUCAUACUUUUGUUGUUGGAGACAGAAGUAACACGGGAAGUGAUAAAAUCUACGAGUUCUUGGAUGAGUUGGGCCAGAAAAUGAAAUUGGCUGGAUAUAAGCCUGACACUGAUUAUGUUCUGCAAGAUGUGGAUCAAGAGGAAAAAGCUGAGAGUCUUUGCAACCACAGUGAGAAGCUGGCUGUUGCCUUUGGGAUACUUAAUUUGAAUGGACAAUCAUCUAUACGGGUUUUUAAGAAUUUGAGAAUAUGUGGUGACUGUCACAAUGCAAUUAAGUAUAUGUCCAAUGUUGUUGGUGUGACAAUUAUUGUAAGAGACUCCUUGAGGUUUCAUCACUUCAAAAAUGGAAAUUGUUCUUGUCAAGACUUAUGGUGAUUAUAUAAUCAGGUUAUUAAGAUUAAGUGGUGAUAGAUCCUAUUCCUAUCUGAAUCUGUCUUACCCAAAUUUCAGUAGAUUGAGUUUUAUGCUGUAUAAACAAUUGGAAAGUACAAUUCCUUUGAUUUUGGGGAGUUGGAGUCAUUAACAA
Molecule: messenger RNA, 2725 nt
Organism: Lotus japonicus
Lineage: Eukaryota; Viridiplantae; Streptophyta; Magnoliopsida; Fabales; Fabaceae
Product: pentatricopeptide repeat-containing protein At1g20230-like
Exons: 3
Coding region: 1-2574 (857 amino acids)
Biological process (GO): RNA modification
Molecular function (GO): protein binding; zinc ion binding; RNA binding
Source: RefSeq, a predicted model, not a curated record